Poecilia latipinna (sailfin molly) is the source of this 2476-nucleotide messenger RNA. RefSeq names its product gastrula zinc finger protein XlCGF8.2DB-like. Gene Ontology annotation, molecular function: DNA-binding transcription activator activity, RNA polymerase II-specific; RNA polymerase II cis-regulatory region sequence-specific DNA binding. The coding region runs from base 512 to 1651 and encodes 379 amino acids. The transcript is spliced from 3 exons. Lineage: Eukaryota; Metazoa; Chordata; Actinopteri; Cyprinodontiformes; Poeciliidae. The record is from RefSeq and is a predicted model, not a curated record. Gene Ontology annotation, cellular component: nucleus. Gene Ontology annotation, biological process: regulation of transcription by RNA polymerase II.
UGCAUCCUAAAGUGGUUUGUGAUCCGCCAUUAAACACAAACAAGAACCAACGGAUGUGACUUCCUGCUAGCAGCAGAAUCAAUGUAAAAUUAUUGUUUAUUGUUAAAUUUGAGCAUUUCUGAGUUGAUUUAACCAUCCUUAUAUGUUAUAAACAUGCCGUACAAACUACAGCGCUUCUUACAGUUUUCUCUCAGUUUUAAAACGGCGUUUAUUCCCGGAAACAACAGCAGCUUCGGGUAUUAGCUUAGCAUGUUAGCUGGAACCAAACCAGUCACACAGGGGAAGAGAGAGUCGUUUUGCAGGACAGACUGGAAAUCUGAUGGAGUUAAAGGGGAAAAAAGUUUCUGCCGUGCUGGUGUGAAAACAUCAGAAAACAAAGAUGGAGGGACGGACACACAGAGAGCAGAUGGACUCUCGGUUUCAAGACUUGUCCAGGAUGACGUGCAGGAUAUAAAAUCCCUACACUGGUUGAGGCGUUGACACCAAAACUGGAAAAUACAUCCAGCAGCUGAUGCGGACGAAAGAGGAACUUCCUGCUGAGGAAGAGAACUGGACUCCCUCACUGGACCAGAACCAGAACCGCCCUGAAAUUAAAGAGGAACAGGAAGAGACAAAGAUUAUAGAGUUCAUAUUCAACCCUGUCCCUGUAAAGAGCGAGGAUGAGGAGGAGAAACCUCAUCUCUCAAAGUUUCCUGACUGUCAGACUGAGGAAAACAGAAACUCACUAGAAACAGAUGAAUGUUUAGAAUCAGAUGAUAAAGAUAAAACUUCAGGUUCUUCAGAAACAGAUGUCAGUGAUGGAAACUGGGAGGAGAGCGAUAGAACUAAGCCAGGAUUGGACCCUGUUAUUAAUACAUUAUCUGUCAAUGAUAUGGUGUAUGACACAGGUAAGAAGCUACACAGCUGCCCUGAAUGUGGUAAAACUUUUAGCCAAAAGUCAGAUGUUUUGAGGCACAGCAGAAUCCACACAGGAGAGAAACCUUUCAUUUGCUCCAUCUGCAACGCAGCUUUUUCUUGGAAGCAUGUCUUGGCUCAACACAUGAGAACGCACAGUGGAGAAAAACCCUUCAGCUGCUCCAUCUGUAGUCAGCGGUUUGGAAGGAAGAUACAUGUCACCUCUCACAUGAGAUGUCAUACUACAGAAAAACCUUUCACUUGCUCCAUUUGUGGUCAAAAGUUCAGCCGGAGGGAAAGUGUGACGCGGCACAUGAGACGUCACACUGAAGAAAAACCUUUCAGCUGCUCUGUUUGUGGUCAAGAGUUUGGCAGGAAGGAAAGUCUGACCUAUCACAUGACUCAUCACACUGAAGAAAAACCGUACAGCUGCUCCGUCUGUAACAAAGCUUUUACUUUGAAAAUAACUUUAACGGAGCACACGAGAAUCCAUUCAGAGGAAAGACCAUUCACCUGUUCUGUCUGUGGUGCAGCUUUUAAAAGGAAACAUACUUUAGCAGAACACACAAAAACCCACACUGGAGAGAGACCUUACAGUUGCUCUGUUUGUGGACGAAGUUUUGUUCAACUUAUCAGUUUAACUCGUCAUAUGAGGGGUCACACGGGAGAAAAACCUUAUAGCUGCUCCACCUGCAACAAGACGUUCAAAUGGAAACAAACUUUUCUGACGCACACAAAACUACACUGCGGUGAAUAAUUUUCAUCCUGUGAACAGACUCUUACUAAAUAUCCACGAAGGUUAGACAAAGUCUGGUCAUGUUUUCAGUGGCAGGUGAGCUCACAUUCAAUCUGCUCUGUUUAAAUAUAAUAUGGAAAUACCACAGGAAAAAUCAUGUCAUUUUUAACAAAAGAACAGACAAAAAAUAAACAAAUUAAAACUUAUCCAUGUGUCCCAGUCAAUUAAGUUUGGUGAGUAUUUAUAUAUGUAUUUAUUUUAAUUGAAAUUGUAAUACAUAAUUAAAAAACACAUUAUUGUAUCAAUUUUUUACCUACCCAACUGUUAAAUGUUUGUGUAACUAAAGUUUGUUUUUAUUUUGAGUUAAAAUCAUACAUGUUUGUUGUAGACUUUAAUUAUUGUACAUUUCUCGCUUCAUUCUGAAAUUAUUUAAGCAUUCAUCAUUGAUUCCUAAAGCAAAACACCAGAAUCUAAUUAAUACUCCUGCCCAACCCCUUAACUGCAGACCAAUCACAUUAUCUGUAGCAGUGAUAGCCUCGCCCUCUGAGUUUGACAGUUUCAUGCAAAAUUAAUACAUGAUGAUUCCUGUUUAAUUGCAGGUUGUUUUUGUCCUAAAAUAAAAGAGUUGGAAGUUUGUAAUUAAAUAAUAUUUUCAGCAUAUUUAAAUUGUCCACUUUUAAAAUGUUCCCUUUCAUUACAACUACAUGGUAGUAAAGGCACCGUAGGUUUUAGAAAUGCAUUAAAAGUAAACGAUUGAAAACCGACUUGUUUUAGAUGCGCUUAGUCAUUUUGGUGAGGAUUAUUUAUUUGAUUUGUCAUCUGAAAUAAACUCAACUGCAUCUCUGA